Messenger RNA from Gymnodraco acuticeps, 2486 nucleotides. RefSeq lists its product as uncharacterized. Gene Ontology annotation, molecular function: protein binding. The transcript has a single exon. Lineage: Eukaryota; Metazoa; Chordata; Actinopteri; Perciformes; Bathydraconidae. The coding region runs from base 267 to 1148 and encodes 293 amino acids. The record is from RefSeq and is a predicted model, not a curated record.
CUAGUGCAGUACUGCAGAGAGGGAUCCCGCAGCUGCUGCUGUCAGGAGCGUGCAGGAAUGUGUGUGUCUCCAGUCUCCUUGUGAGUGAAAUGACUCUAGGACAGCACUGCAGGCAUGUCUUCACUCCGUGCUUUGUAAGUAAACACAGUAUGAGUGUGUGUUCUGCUCCUGUAACUCACAGCUCUUGAAGUAAUGGCUCCAGAGCGAAGAAGGACGCUGUCUGUCUGCUGGCUAACCCAUUGAGGACAUAAGUUACCCGGGUCGACAUGGCCUCUGUCACCGUCAGCUCGGCGGCUCAGAGCCCCGGGAAGAACCGCAAGUCCUUGUCACUGCUCUUCUACCGGGCUGUGCGGGACCUGAAGCCGGUGUGGAUGCUGGAGGAAAUACGGACGAUGCAGACCUUUUACCAGGAGGACGCCAGCCAGAGGAGUUAUACCUCUUCGGAAGCAUUGCUAUACGCUAUAGUUCACGACCACCAGGCGUACGCCAAGUACCUGCUCAGCCGGUACACCGACCAAGCGCUAGCAAAGCCCGGGGAGUGCUUCUGCUGCUGCCCGUCCUCCGCCCCGCACCUGGCCAUGGCUGUCCGCUACGACAGGCGCUACAUCCUCGGCCUCAUUUUACAGGAGACACACCGGAUACCCAGCGCGACAUCCUACACGGACAGAGACGGGUGUUUUCACAUGGAGGACGGCAGGACCCCCCUGCAUCUAGCCUGCGAGCUCCUGCGGCCCGAGGUGGUCAUCAUGCUGCUGGGGAACGGAGCGGCCCCGCAAGCCCCGGACCACAACGGCCUGACCCCGCUGGAUGUCAUUCUGGAGAAACUCAGGGAGGGUAAAGAAGCGAGAUGCGGGGAAGGGAGGCAGUGUCUGGACAACCUGCUCAUGUUCAUACCAAAGGUUCACUUUAAGAUGCAGGGGGCUCUGAGCAGAGAGCCGGAGCGAUGGAGCGAGGUGCUGGGGGAGGAGACGCUCAGCUAUCUGUCCGGAAGAAGCCCGGCGCCGCUGCUCCUCACCGCCAUGCAGACUAUACUGAGGCAGCUCAGCCCGGCCACAUUCCCGGACAGUCUGCACCAACUACCCAUCCCCUCCUCCCUCAAACCCCUUGGCCUGCCCGAGGGCCAGCUGGACAUCAAGAGCGAUGUGUAGCAGCAGUGUGACAUGAUGCAUGCUCCAUUGUAAACAGUUGUAUCUUAGCAUGAUGUGUGAGAGUGUUUGAAGACUGUAUAGAGGAGGAAGAAAUACUCAGAUCUUGUACUUAAGUACUAGUAGAAGUAUCAGAGUGUAGAAAUACUAUGUUAAAAGUAAAAGUCAUGCAUUCAAAAUGUUACUCAAGUAAAAGUACAAAAGUAUUAGCAUCAAAAUAGUACUUAUUAUGCAAAUAGCCCAAUUGUUUUAUAAUGAUUGAUCAAGUGUUAUCAAAGCUGGUAAAGGUGCAGCUAGUUUGAAUUACUUUGACCAGGUUUAACUACAUUCAUAUUGAAGUGUUGAAUAUCAUUUUAAUAAUUAUAUCUCCAAAUCUGCAGAGUAACUAAAGGUAUUCAAUAAAUGUAGUGGAGUAAAAGUACACAAUAUACCUCUGAAUUGUAGUGGAGUAGAAGUACAAAGUAGCAAAAACUGAAAAUACUCAAGUAAAGUACAAAUCCCUCAAAAUUGUAAAGUAGCCUACAGUACUUGAGUAAAUGUACUAAGUUACUUUAUAGCUCUGUCUGUAUGUGCACGAAGCAGUCAUUAUGGCUGAAAAGAUAACCCUUAAAGGUGGGGUAGGUAAGUUUGAGAAACCGGCUCGAGAUACACUUUUUGUUAUAUUCCAUGGAAUGCUCUUAACAUCCCGAUAGCAAUGAAUACCUGAAGUGCUUUGACAAAAUAUACAUAAAAUAUCAUCUGUGGAAGCCGUGGCGCUGUAAAAAGCACGACCAAUCAUCUGAGCCGGCCCGGCUAAAGUAACUGGAUGGCCUACCUGCCUGUCAGCCUUCCAUCUGUGCACAAACUUAUCUCGUGCCCUCAUUGGUCAUGUGCGCGUUCGUGUGUGUUGGAGGAGGGGCUCUGUGAGGAAGAGGCAGAUUUGUUCCGGUUGUGUAUUUUCAAAUUCUAGCGCACUCGAGCUGGUUUCUCCAAAAUGACCUACCCCACCUUUAAGGUAAGGGGCAAUUAAAUGAAUGUUAUCUAAAAAAUGAAUUUGACCCACUGAUUGAGUUUACUGGAGGUUGACUGGAAACCAGGGAACGAACAGCCAUAUUCUGAAACCUUUUACACUAAUCCAGGCUUUAUUAUGCAUUCUAACCUCAAUCUGAAGUGUUAGCCGCAAAUACUACUGCUACUGAAGCCACUGAGCAGACCAACACUGAACACAGUCUACAGGUACUGUUGAUUUGUCACUAUUUAUUUAAAUAGCAAUGGGAUCUUAUAGAUCAUUUGAGUACAGCCAGGUGACUUGUAAACUCUUUGGAUGACUGCAUUUUUUUAAAUAAAUAGGAAUCCAAGUGA